Molecule: messenger RNA, 564 nt
Organism: Rotaria sp. Silwood2
Lineage: Eukaryota; Metazoa; Rotifera; Eurotatoria; Philodinida; Philodinidae
Source: the annotation of a GenBank genome assembly
AUGGAAUUCUAUCAGCAUCCGAUGCUAAUCAACGAACAUUAUGUUUUUUUACGUGAAAUUGAAAAUAUUCACGAUCAUAUAACAGAUAGCAAAGUAUCAAAAUUUAUUGAUAUGCAAUAUUCAAAUGAUGGUCAACCGAAACUCGAUAGUGAAGCAGAAAGUUUACUUAAUAAUCUAAAGUAUAAACGUAUACCAAGUGUAUUACAAUCAUCAAAUAUUUAUUCAUACAAAGUUCAUUGGACACCAAUGGGUAUCAAUCGAAAAGAUCAUGCCGAAUAUAUAACUCGAUUCAAUGAUGAUUUUUAUAAUGCAAUCAAACAACAAAUUGAUCAAUGUAUUCAAUCACGUAUUUUAAUCGGUUCUGAUCCAUUACAACAUGAAAUAUUGGAACAUGCAAUUCAAUGUAAAACAUAUGUUGCAAAAUUUCAUGGUCGAACUGAUGUUCUUAGUCGAUUGAAAGAAUAUAUCAUGAAUGAAGAAGAAAAUCGUGCAUGCAUUGUCUAUGGAGCAUCCGGUUGUGGAAAAAUCAGUGUAUUGGCCAAGGCUGCAGUCGAAGUAUACUAA